Manduca sexta (tobacco hornworm) is the source of this 2469-nucleotide messenger RNA. RefSeq lists its product as uncharacterized. The coding region runs from base 82 to 846 and encodes 254 amino acids. The record is from RefSeq and is a predicted model, not a curated record. The transcript is spliced from 2 exons. NCBI's taxonomy places the organism in Eukaryota, Metazoa, Arthropoda, Insecta, Lepidoptera, Sphingidae.
AAAAAUAUUAUUGUAAUUUAAUUAUUACAGUUGUCAUUUAGUGUCAGUUUAUUGUGAAGGUAGUGUUCAAAGUUGUAAAGAAUGGGAGAACAAUUAUUCUAUUUUUCACGACCUAAAAACUCUAGCUUAGAACCCUGUGUCUGUGAGAAGUGUGAUGGUGUCAGAAUAGCUGUUUACGGAGUCGUUCUCCUAUCACUCACCAUCAUCUUGAUGUUCAUAGCUAUAUGCUGCCUGUGCUACAUCAUAUACAGAAUGAGAAAUACGAGAUACAAAGAAAUUUCAAAAGACAAUGUACCAAUAAGCAAUGAUUAUGUUCGACAAUCGUCGAAUGAAAAUGCCGAACCGACGUCAAUGAAAAUAAUAAAUUUCGACAGCCCUUUCAAGUCGACCGACACGUUACCGAUCGUCGCACCUGACGUAAAAGACAAACCAAAGCCGGAACCAAAACCAAUGAUAAAACCUGACAGGCCAGAGUAUCCGAAGCCAGCUAACGGAGUAAAACUUCACAUGCAACCUGUCAUCACACCAGAUCAGAUGAACAAAGUCUGCGUUGAAGUAUUGAAAAAAAUGAAACGCAAUCAGUCCACAAGUCUGACGCAUCUGAACGAAUUGAUGAAACACAAUGAGGAGCAUCCUGAUAAAUCCGAAUUUGAAGCUGAUUGCGAAUAUGACGUGCUACCGAAACAGCCAGAAAUAGGCGACGAUGUGUACGAUUGCCCACCGAUGAGUAACAAUCAUGAUGACGAUGACAGACAAGAUUAUUACGACAACGUGCCCAUUCGUGAAGAGACGUAUGCCAACGUUAAGUUCAUCCACGGAAUCCAUUCUAACCAUACUGCGUUAUAGAGUUAGAAAUUGGUCUAUUGAAAUUAGUGUUUCAAAGAAUACAGUCAAGUUGCAUGAUGCAAUGAUUACAGAAGUUCUUGUCUUGGACGAAAUCGAUGAAGGGUGACUUUUAAUCACACUUGUUUAUAAUUUAUAUAGUAAGGUUUGUAUCAUAAGUAAAUAGGUCACUGUACGGACUAUUACUAUUGGGGGAAUAGUAAAAGGAAUGGUUGGUAUAUGCUGAGCUUAAGUAAGCAUAAUAAUUGAGAAGAGGAAAAAUGUAUGAAUCUUCAUGAAUCAUCUUCAUGAAUCUUUAUUAAUGUCAUUGAUCGUAUAAAACAUCAGCGAAGAUAUCAUCAUGGCGAAUUUCUGUAAGAUAUUGGCAACAUCCCAGGCGAGCUGGGAAAUUCAUUUUGUAGGCAAAAUUGAGUAGCACGGCUUACAAAGCUGGCUAGAUUGGUAUAGCUUUAAAUAUUAUUAUUCAAAUAUAUUAUUAGAGAUGUUUAUUAUAGUGAGGCUAAAAGAAACUGACAUUUCAGAAGUAUUUUUAUAUGUGAACAGCAAAGUGAACCUCACUGCAACUGGUGAGGUGGAUGUGGAGUACACUCCAAUAGAAUGUAGACUAACGAAAGUUGAUUACUGUUUGGCUAUCGACAAAAUUAGUGACAAAUAGGAGUGACGCUAUAAUGUAAUAUUAAUGCUUCUACAUUUAACCCGUGCACUGUCAGUUUAGUAUCACACCCUUGCCGUUAUCCCUAAGGAGUAAGUAGAGGCACAACUGGUGCAUCCAUUUUCCGCCGCUUGUAUUUCGUCCCAUGAUAAGGGGCGAACCUAUCACUAUAUCGGAUGCGAAUUCGAAAUUACGAUCUAAUACUGAGUAGAUACCUGAUAAUUAUGCCGUCUGAUAAUUAUGCCGUCCUGUUGGAAUCGAAUAUACCCAAGCUGACCCCGGAACGCGACACUUACGUGGGCCACUAUGGCGGGUUUUAACACCUUGUGUACCAAAUAUGGAUCUAAUUCUUUUGCAUUAAUCUACCUUUAUUUUAAAUCCUAUAUCUAUCUUGCUUACAUAAGCUUAAGUCGUGAAGAAAUACCUUCGUUUAUUAACAUUUUAUGCAAACCUAUUGGGAUGAAAAUGACUUAAAAACAGGAUAAAAUUGAUUUCAGGUAAUUUCUAUCAAUCUUCUUUAGUUAAUCUUCUAAUAAUGUUGGUUUCUUUUUAACAGUAAAUGGCAUUCAACUGUAAAAUUCUUUAGUUAUUAAGUUUCAUUGUAAAUAAUAUUGUAUUAUAGUUAAAUAAAAGUAAAAUAGAUAUUAUGUAGACAAUAAACUCACCUAUAAAUAAACUUUAGUAAUAUUAUGACGCCAGGUUUUGGCAUUUUCUUCACGUCAAAAUAAUUUAUUGGCAUAGUCUAUCCUUAAUUAAAAACGUGUAAUAUUAUAUUGAAGUGUUAAAGUCUGACCUGGAAAAUAAAAAACCUCGCUAUGUUGCGGUGAAUAGAACUUAUUUAUUCAAAAACAAAAAUCAAAAGUGACGCGCUCAGCCCGGUUUUCCAUUAUCUUGGUCAAACUAUACAAUAUAUACUAUAAUACAUGUCAAUACAUUAACGAUACGUUAUGAGAAUAAAUUUUAUAAUAAAAGUC